UCUUCUACAAUGAGGAGAGGAGCUGGAAUGCAUUGCGAUUUCUGAUCUCAAAGUCCUGGGUAACCGCUCAGUUUUUUAUGCCCUGUGUUUCUCAGGAAACCCUGGUGGUGUAGUGGUUAAGAGCUAUGGCCGCUAACCAAAAAGUCAGCAGUUCGAAUCUGCCACGCACUCCUUGGAAACCCUAUAGGGCAGUUCUCCUCUGUCCUAUAGGGUUGCUAUGAGUCAGAAUCAACUUGAUGACAAUGGGUUUGGUUUUUGGUUUUGUGUUCCUCAGGCUUGCAGUUAUUGGGACUCUUUGCCUAACUUGAGAACUUCAAACUACAGUUACAUUCUGUGUCGGUGCUAACAAGCCGAGGCUGAACUUUGUUCUUGUCUCAUUAGUGACAAUUCCCCUGGAGGAUGGAUGAGACCUUCUCCCAGCUGGGCUCUUGGGAGGAUGAGAGCAAGUCGACCUUGUCCCCAGAUCCAGCCAUUGGCGCCAAAGCCACCAGCUACCCCAGCACCCGUAACAGCAAGCACUUCUUUUCAUGUGUGCCUUGUGAAGGGGCUGUUGGUGGAAGCUUUUUGACUUGUCCCACCUGCCAGGGCAGUGGGCAGAUCCCCCGAGACAUGGAGAAACAGCUGGUGGCCCUCAUCCCCUACGGGGACCAGAGGCUGAAGCCCAGACACAUGAAGCUCUUCCUGUUUCUGGCAGUGCUUAUGUGCCUGGUGACUUCUGCCCUCAUCUUCUUUUUCCUGUUUCCCCGGUCCCUCGCUGUACAGCCUGCGGGCCUCAACUCCUCCACAGUGGCCUUUGACGAGGCUGAUAUCCACCUGAACAUAACGAAUGUCUUGAACAUCUCCAAUCGCAACUACUACCCCAUCACUGUGACCCAGCUGGCCAUCCAGGUCCUCUACAUGUCCCUCGUGGUGGGGCAGGUCUCCAAGAGUCUCCUUCUGCCCAUUGGCCCUUUGACCAGUGAACAGAUGUUUUACACAGUGGCCAGCAGGAUAUGGGAUGAGAAUACAUACAAAACCUGUACCUGGCUGAAAAUCAAAGUUCAUCAUGUGUUUUUGCACAUCCAGGGCACCCUGACGAGUUCCUACCUGAGCCAUUCAGAGCAGCUGGUUUUCCAGAGCUAUGAGUACGUGGACUGUCGGGGAAAUUCAUCGGUGCCCCACUUGCUGACACCUCACCUGCAGUGACCUCUCUUCUUUCCCUGUACUCUGGGUGCCUACCAGCCUGGUCUAUAUCUCCUACAACUCCCGUUGUGCCCAAGGAUGGACUGUAGUGACUUUGCACAAGGAAACCCCUGCCUUAUCCUCCCCUCAUCCCCAUACCGCAUCCCUAUACAGACCCUCUGACUUGCCACAGGAGUAGAAACAGGGUUACCCUAGUGGCUGGAAUCUGAUUCUGCCCUUGGCUUGCCUUCCAGUCCCUGGAGUGACACCUGCCCUUUCUGUGCUGAGCACCUUGCUGGCCAAGUUCCUCAAGGCUGGCUCACCUCCUGCCUGA
Molecule: messenger RNA, 1495 nt
Organism: Loxodonta africana (African savanna elephant)
Lineage: Eukaryota; Metazoa; Chordata; Mammalia; Proboscidea; Elephantidae
Product: transmembrane protein 106A-like
Exons: 7
Coding region: 400-1185 (261 amino acids)
Source: RefSeq, a predicted model, not a curated record